Messenger RNA from Triticum aestivum (bread wheat), 1435 nucleotides. RefSeq lists its product as uncharacterized. The coding region runs from base 121 to 495 and encodes 124 amino acids. NCBI's taxonomy places the organism in Eukaryota, Viridiplantae, Streptophyta, Magnoliopsida, Poales, Poaceae. The transcript is spliced from 2 exons. The record is from RefSeq and is a predicted model, not a curated record.
CUCCUCCAUAUAACGCCGCUGCCCGUCACACAGCAGAUACGGAACACAUGACCACACGCAUAGCUGAGGGAAGCCAGGCACGCAGUAGAUCCCAGACCACACGUCCCAAAUUAAGCUCCGAUGGACGAGGGCAAGUAUCAGCAGGGCUGGCUCGCCGUCGGCCUGCCGCCGGCGCCGGUGCUCGCCGUCACCGGCAUCGUGACCUUUUUCCUCUACCUUUCGUGGCAGAUGGAUGAGUUCGAGGAGCAGCUGCGCCAUCGCACCCAGGCAGGCUUCUGGGUGCUCAUGGUGCUGGGACUCCUCGCCCUGGGCGUGCUCGCGCAGCAUGUGCUGUUCGACGGAGAGGGGAGGGUCGCCGUGCCCGCGGCAUGGCGAGGCCAGCCCGAGGGCGGCUCCGGCACGUCGCCGUGGGGCGUCGCGGCCCUUGUGGCUCUGCUGCUGGUGCUUGUGUCUCACAGAUUGAGCUUGUUGUUGAAUUUGGCAAUUGGUGCAUGAUGAGGGUCAGAAUGGUAGGAGGAACUCCUGUCUAGAUGCAGAAAAAGCAUAAGGCUGGAGAUGAAGCUGAGUUCAUGGGUGAAAACAAGUGAAAUGACUUCCAUUUCGUGGUCUUAUUUGAGGAAGGGGCAGUUAUAAUGCCAAAUUUUGACACGGUCAUGCUCAAUACUACUAAAUUCUCCUCCGUCUCACAAGUAAAUCAAUAUCAAAGCUCAUAAGAUCUUGGUGGUGAAAAUAAGGAUUUUUUUUGGAGAAGUAAACUGGGGGAGAAGAUGUAUGUGUCAAAGAGAAUGUCAUUGGAGAAGGUGGUAAAAAAGUGAUGAACUAGAUCUGGUGUUUGAUUCUGGCGCAGUCGGGAAAGGUUGCAUUUCUAUUAGGAGGAAGGGGAAGAUGAGAUGAAGUCACAAGAAUCUUUAAUACCAAGUUCGAGAAGGCACGGGCUGGGGAAAGCUGGAGCAGCAAAUGGGUCCAAUGUUGUAACUGUUAGAAGAUACGAAAGGGUCAAAGGCCAGAAAGAUGGUAACAUGAUUGCACUUGCUAUGCGGAGGGAAACCUCUAAAAACAAUACACCAUAAAAGCCAAGAGAAAGGAAGAAUUGAGUAGGUGACCCUGAUGAUCAACAACGUGGUGCAAGACGACUAUGUAAGGAGCCAUGGUUGGAAUCCGUCACAGAUGCAUGAUCACUUGUUGAUAGGGCAUGUUGCCUAAUUUGGUCUUCAAAUCUUCUUCUUGAUGUAAGGGUGAUGUGAUUCAGAGGCUUUUCUAACUCUGUUGUAGUUGUUAAGUAGGAGCAAAGUUUUAAAUAGUUGGCUAUGGAAAAUAGCGGUAGAAGUGUUAGUGUGCUAAAUGGCAUUAAAUGACUUAGCAUGAUGCUCUUACAAAUGCUAGAUGGCGCUAUUUAAAACUGUGAGUAGGAGUGAUGCUUGGAUGAAGUUUCACU